AUGGUCCCUGGUAUCCUUUCAGACGAACUUCCCGUUCGCGAGGGCAAGAACUCGUAUCCACAGCCUUUAAAGCUAUCAGGUGCUUUAGAGUGCUUUCCCCGUGAGGAUACGACUCCGGUCAUUGGAACCGAGUUCCCGAACGUGAACAUCGUUGAUGACUUGCUGAACGCCCCAAAUGCAGACGAACUCUUGCGCGACCUUGCGAUUACAAUCUCCCAGCGUGGAGUGGUCUUCUUCCGCAAUCAACAAAAUCUCACCAAUGACCUGCAAAAGCAGCUCAACCACCGCCUCGGUCAGCUUACCGGAAAACCCGAGGAUUCCUCCCUCCACAUUCACCCAGUCCUGAACAAUACUUCCGAAUUUGGUGUCGGGGAUGCUCAAGUCUCCCAUAUCAGCUCCGUAGCUAUCAAAGCUCUCUUCAAAAACGGGAACAAAUCUCGUCGCUAUGAUUCCGCUCAAUGGCACAGCGACAUUCAAUUCGAGCCUGUCCCAGCAGACUACACUUCUCUCCGCCUAACCCAACUUCCAUCCAACGGUGGCGAUACCCUUUGGGCAUCCGGUUACGAAAUCUACGAUCGCUUCUCCCGCCCCUAUCAGAAGUUCUUCGAAACUUUGACGGCAACAUUCAUUGGAGAUGGCUUCCACAAAGCCGCAGCUGCGAAUCCUGAGAAAGUCAAGAUUUAUACGGAGCCACGCGGGUCGCCCCAAAAUGUUGGCGGGGACCUUAUAGCUGUACAUCCCGUCGUUCGAACGAACCCUGUGACGGGAUGGAAGAGCAUUUUCGCUCUUGGACCUUUUCCGAAAUACAUCAAUGAGUUGCACAGAGAUGAGAGUGACUUGCUACUGGAGAGGUUUAGAAAGGUGAUUCUGGAGAAUCAUGAUUUGACUGUAAGAUUCAAGUGGAGGAAUGAAGAUGACAUUGCGAUCUGGGAUAACAGAAGUGCUUUCCAUUCUGCUACUUUUGACUAUGAUGGCCUUGGUGACAGAUUUGGCAAUCGUGUUGUUGGCAUUGGCGAGGCGCCAUAUUUGGACCCCAACAGCAAGUCGAGGACAGAGGAUCUGGCUGAGAAGAAUUGA
Ramularia collo-cygni is the source of this 1077-nucleotide messenger RNA. Its product is annotated as related to taurine dioxygenase. Gene Ontology annotation, molecular function: 2-oxoglutarate-dependent dioxygenase activity. The record is from RefSeq and is a predicted model, not a curated record. Bases 1 to 1077 code for a protein of 358 amino acids. Gene Ontology annotation, cellular component: cytoplasm. The transcript has 5 exons. NCBI's taxonomy places the organism in Eukaryota, Fungi, Ascomycota, Dothideomycetes, Mycosphaerellales, Mycosphaerellaceae.